UUCGAGAUCAGAUGCUUCAAAAUUCGAUUGUUUUGGGGGCAUGUCCCUGUGUGUGGGUUUCCUGUGUUUUACCCAGAAUGCCAAGCAAAGUUCGGUGUUCUAGAAGCGCCGGCGCCAUGGAUGCCCAGACGAAACCCUUGAUCAUUGGUGCUGGCUUGGCACUAGUUGUCGCCGCUAUUGGACUUGUGGUUCUCCUUACAAAAGGUGCCAAGAAAUCUCUUGUUGCCCUGAACCCUGAAAAGAAGAUCCCUUUUAAACUUGUGGAUAAAAAGAUUGUUAGUCAUGACACCAGGAGAUUCAUUUUCCAGCUCCAGUCCCCAGACCACAUCCUUGGGUUGCCAGUUGGUAACCAUAUGUACCUUUCUGCUACCAUUGAUGACAAGCCCGUUAUCAGGCCCUACACUCCUGUCACCUCCGAUGAUGAAAAAGGAUUCUUUGAACUGGUGAUUAAGGUAUACUUCAAAAAUGUGCAUCCAAAGUUCCCAGAAGGGGGAAAGAUGUCCCAGUAUUUAGAGUCCUUGAAGAUUGGGGAUACAGUUGACAUCCGAGGCCCGGCUGGCAAGCUGAUCUACAAGGGAAGAGGGACCAUCUCCAUCAAAGAGUCUAUAAGAAAGCCAGAACAGCUCCGUAAGGCCAAGUUUCUUGGACUGAUAGCGGGUGGAACAGGCAUCACCCCCAUGCUACAGAUCAUAAAAGCUGUGUUAAAAGAUUCCGGAGAUCAUACUACUGUAUCUCUGAUCUUUGCAAACCAGACUGAGAGGGACAUCCUUGUUAGGGAGGAGCUAGAGUUUCUUGCAAGUCAGAAUAGCGACCAGUUCAAGCUCUGGUAUACACUUGAUCGACCACCCGAGGACUGGGCGUACAGUGGUGGGUUCAUUGACGAGAAGAUGCUGAGGGAGCACAUGCCGCCCGCUGGCCCUGACACUCAGAUACUGAUGUGUGGCCCGCCGCCGAUGAUCAAUUUCGCUUGCAUCCCCAACCUCAAGAAGUUGGGCUUCACUGCCGACAUGUACUUCCCGUUUGGCUAGAGUAACGAGGAAAAGGGGCAGAGAUGAAGCACUUCUUUAUUCUCUCCCAAUUUCUUUAAAGUUUAUUUACCCAUUUUGCCUGAAAAUAAUAAUAAAAAAGAUAUCCAUUUAAA
Messenger RNA from Nematostella vectensis (starlet sea anemone), 1141 nucleotides. RefSeq names its product NADH-cytochrome b5 reductase 3. The coding region runs from base 12 to 1028 and encodes 338 amino acids. The transcript has 8 exons. The record is from RefSeq and is a predicted model, not a curated record. Gene Ontology annotation, cellular component: mitochondrion. Gene Ontology annotation, molecular function: FAD binding; oxidoreductase activity. NCBI's taxonomy places the organism in Eukaryota, Metazoa, Cnidaria, Anthozoa, Actiniaria, Edwardsiidae.